Tarenaya hassleriana is the source of this 1706-nucleotide messenger RNA. RefSeq lists its product as uncharacterized. The coding region runs from base 86 to 1306 and encodes 406 amino acids. Lineage: Eukaryota; Viridiplantae; Streptophyta; Magnoliopsida; Brassicales; Cleomaceae. The record is from RefSeq and is a predicted model, not a curated record. The transcript has 2 exons.
UGGUAUCAGAGAAAUACAGUAAUCCGUCACUCGUUCCUCUGUUUUUCACACUUUGCUUUUUGACUUUUCGCACCUUUUCUUCCUAAUGUCAGAUCCAUUACUCACCGACGCUCGUUCUUCUGCAACUUCUUCUGAAAAUGAGCCCUCUGCAACUCCUUCCCUCUCUUUUUCUAAUCUUGACCCAUACUCCAAUCCUUUGUUUCUUCAUGCCGCUGAUACCUCUAGUGUGUCGCUUAUUACCGAGAAACUCACUGGUGAACCAAAUUACAAUGUUUGGUCGCGAUCUAUGACCAAGGCUCUCAAUGCCAAGAACAAGCUUGGUUUCAUCGAUGGGUCUAUCCCUCCACCUUCUGUUUCAGAUCUUCAUUUUGGCUCUUGGUCUCGCUGCAAUGACCUGGUAUGUACUUGGUUAAACAAUUCUGUGUCUUCUGACAUUGCUGGUUUGGUUAUAUAUUUCGACAAUGCACGAGACAUCUGGGUGAAUCUGGAAAACAGAUUCAAACAGAAAAAUGUUUCCAAAAUCUACAACAUUCAGCAGCAACUGGAUCUUCUGCAUCAAGGAUCAUUGGAUCUUAAUUCUUAUUAUACUAAGUUGAACAGUUUGUGGGAAGAGUUGAAGAAUCAUGAGCCAUUUCCGAUUUGUACUUGCAAAGGUUGUUCUUGUGAUCUGUCUGGGCGAUGGCAGGAGCUUUAUGACAGAAGGAAUGUUGUUAAAUUUCUCAUGCGUUUGAAUGAUUCCUUCACUCCUGCGAGAAGACAAAUCCUUAUGAUGGAGCCUGUUCCAAACUUGACUCGAGCUUAUAACCUGAUUGCUCAAGAAGAGCAGCAGAGAAUUGUGGUUUCUUCUCCAUCUGAUUCAAUGGUUUUUCAGACGUCAAAUGCUAAUCCUCGGCAAUCAGCUUCGUCCAUCCUUGGCAUUCCUCCUUCUCGACAGGUUUCUUCUGUCAAGCCUCGACCUCAAUGCACUCAUUGUGGUCUCAUAGGACAUACUGUCAACAGAUGUUUCAAAAUCUAUGGAUAUCCUCAAGGACACAAGCCUGCUUGGAGUUCCAAAACUCAGAAGAAAUUUCAGCCUUUGCAGUCUCAUGUUAACAUGGUCGGUGCUCCUGGGUUUGAUGGAAACACUACAGACUUCAAUUCUGCCUCUGGUAUAGUCUCGAAAACUUCGUUUGAGCAAGCUCAGAAUUUGAUUUCGCAGCUCAGUACACAGCUCAAGGGACUAAGUACCUCGACCACUGAUUCAAAUUUAGCAGUUCCACCACCCUCAUCAGGACCCUACUCGGGGAUUGAUGAUUGGAAGGGGUGAUCAAAUUAAUGGUCUAUACAUCCUCCAAUUGCAGCCAUCCUCAUCUUCUGUUCCACUUGACUUGUGUUCUGCGGUCUCGAUACCCUCACUAGAUGUCUGGCAUAAACGUCUUGGGCAUCCUUCAGACCUCAAGAUUCACGGCCUUGCAUCAAAUAACGAGCUGCAAUUUUCUAUUUCUCCUAAUAAUGCGCAUUGCGAUGUUUGUCACUUGGCUAAGCAAAAGCGCCUUUCGUUUCCUGUUUCUUCUUCAGUUUCUGCUUCUCCUUUUGAUUUACUACACAUUGAUGUUUGGGGCCCUUUCCAUACACCGACGGUGGAUGGACAUCGCUAUUUCUUUACCAUCGUUGAUGAUUGUACCCGUGUUACUUGGAUUUAUCUUUUACGUAAUAAGAGUGAUGUU